AUCCGGAAGAGCAUGUAGAUGAGGAUGCAACAUUGAAGAAUGCUUGGAAACAAGAAGAAUACAUUGGUCUUGGCCGAAGCUUGAUCAUCCAAGACACCUUUACCAUCAUUCAAGCUACUCCACCUUCAAGCUGAUCAUCAUCUAGGCAAGUAGCUUGUGUGUGCUCUUUUCCUAACCUUUGGUUUUGUCCCACUGGGUUUUCCAAAGGAAGGUUUUUAACGAGGCCACAAGUCUACUUCUCCUAUCUCCUAGAUGAUUGAUCUUGGUCUGUCCACAUGAAGACCUUAUGUUAUAUUUUAUCCUAUGUUUUUAUGUCUUUGCUUUCGAAAACAUUUAGUCUUUAAGUUGGUCUUUGUUGUAUUUUCGAGAGGAGCCUUUGUUUUACUCCUUUCUUCUGUUUUCGAGAUGCUGUGCAUGUGCAGCCAUCUCUCCUAUAUAUUAGGCACGAAAUUGAGUAAUAAAAAAUCAUCUUUUCAGUCAAAAACUUGUGUUCGUAUUUGUGAAUUCUCUCUGAGAAAUUCUCUUGUUGGUGUGUAAUAUCCAGCAGCCCUAGGUGUCUAAGGAGGUGUGUCAUAUCCGAUCUAGCCAUCUAAAAGUGUCAAGGAGUCUCUUCCGCAACUCUUUGAAUCAUCCAUCGACCCACAUGCCUUGAGAAACUUGAGUCUUUUGAUUCGUUUCUGCAAGGAUUAUCCCAUCUGUUCCAGAGCCUUCCUAGGAUCGUAUCAAGUGGUAUCAGAGCAACUCUGGAAGGGAAGUGUUUGUCAAUCUCUCUGAUUUUCGUUUGGUCCAUUCAUAUUCUCCUGAGAUUGAUAGAUCUGUGUUUUUGUUGUUGAAAUCUGAUAAAUCUGAGAAUUUUGAUCAUAGAUCUGUUGUAGUUCUUUCAUAUUCUCUUUGAUUUUGUGAUAGAUCUGAUCAGGUUGUGAGAAUUUCGAAUUUUUUUCUUAAAUCUGAUCUGUUUUCUCUUUAAAAUUUAAACUUUUGUUUCUGUUGUGAUCAGAUUUGCUGUGAACUACUUACUGGCUGUGUUCUUUCUUUUGUCUCAGGUACAAUGGCAAGAGAUCAUGAAGGAAGAAUCAACACUGCCAAGACUGCUACUUUGCAGAAAAUUAUGAAAUUCAGAAUGGAACAGCAGCAGAUACAUGAGGAGCAUAUGCAGCAAAGGAGAAGCAGAUUAUCCAGAGAUGAGUACAAGCCAAGAGGGUAUGAUCAGUUGGAAAGAAACCAGAAGCAUGCUGUUGUUAUCAAAGACACUCCACAACAAAGAAGGUUUGAAAGAGACAAGUGGAGCAGAGAUUGCAGCCAACCAUCUGAGACAAAGCUCUAUCCUUCCAUCUCAAGUCAGAAACUAGAAGACAGUAGGAGAUCUCGUCCAUCCACUGGAAUUGUUUCAACCAAGAAGAAACCAAUCUGUGCCAGCAAGGAGAAGACAGUCUCUAAACCAUUUAGAGGAGAUAAACAAUAUUGUUUAUUCAGUGAAAAGGAUAAGGAGGCUUUGUUACAAGUAAUGAUGGAUGUGGAGAGGCAAUUCAAAAGGAGCAACAAAACACGUGCAGCCAUUGAAACACAGCAUCAGGAACCAGCUACUACUGUCUCAGAUCUCAAAGAUACAGAACCAGAAUCAGCUGCACCUAUUCAAGAAGAUCAAGCCAAAGUAUCAUCUCCUAUCAAUCAGAAAGAAGAGCAACCAGUUCAGGACAUCAUGGUUCCUUUCAUACAGACUGUAGUAGAAGAGGAGACACCCAAGGAACCACAAGCAGACCAUGGAAUGAUGCAACUGAUUGUCUUUGAUCCAUCUGAUUUCCAAAGGACAUUCUUGGGUACUUUUCUAAUCAAUCCUUUUAUAUGGAGCAAGACUAGAGCUGUGGAGCUUUCAAGACACGAAUUGGGCUUGAAGAAUGUUGUAUUUGAGCCUGGAGGAGAGUUGUGGCAUCACAGGAACAACACCAUAAUGAUUGAGAAGAAAUCGGUAGCAACAACACUUGAUUUUGGUGAUCUUUUACUUUCUGGAGAUAAGGUGUUGCACGUCUCAGGUCAGCAAGAGUUUCAUUAUGAAACCAACUGGAGAAUUUUACCCACUCAGUCCUUGAUCCAACGAACCAGACCACGCAGUAAAUGGCCACCUGAUCUUCAAGUUAUUACCAGUUUGGCAAAAUAUGUCGGUUUGGAUCAGUUCCAAGAGAUGUUUACAUGUGAUUGGGUUGGAAGAUUACAGACCUACUUGUGGAAACCUGGAGCAUAUUUCAGCAUAUUUAUCUUCCUUGGAGAGCAUUCUGCUCGUGCUAGAAUCAGCUGGGGUCAUAAGGAGUUGCAACCUGAUCAUAAUGUCUUGCUUCUCGACCAUGUCAAGAUAUGGAAGCCACCAGAUAUGCAGCAGCUUCAGUACCCUUGCAGAGACUAUCAAACCAUGAUUGGAGAUGAAGGAGUUACUGGAGAAAUUGGUAAAGUGAUCACUGGACCAGGAGAAGAACUCAUGUUUUCUUCUCAAAUCAAGGAGAAACCACCAGAUCAACUUAUCCUACAACAUACUCCAAAGAAACCAACCCGAGGUAUCCAUCUAAACUCAAAGAAAAAUAUGAUACCUGAUUUGCUUGCUGUUGGUACAGGUCAAACUGUUUUGAGGUCUACAUUUUUCGAAAAGAGGGGCUAUAACUAUCAGGGUAUCAAAGAUGAGUCCUUGGCUAAGUUGGAGAUGCAACAAGCAAACCUUGAAAGCUGUUUAGCCGCCAGUCUUGACAUAGGAGCAGUCCGAGGACCAUAUCUCAACAACCACAAGGAAUUAUUCAACAAACUCGACUGCUAUGGAAACUUAACUCAUGAGGGUCUCAGGUCGAAUUGGAAUCGUGUCCAAAGCUUCUCGGGUGAAAGAGUUAUGGGUUCUACAAGUCGGGUGAUUCUGUGUGUGCUUUGUUUGAACUUUUCUGAGUUUAGAACAUCUCAAUCCUAUCUAUGGCGACCAGGUGAGCAUGCUAAGGUAAGUGAUCAUAUUUUCAGUAAUUCUUUUAUUAUUGAUUACACAGACAUGAUGCACUUGUUUUUGUCAAAAGAGCCAUGUGCAGAUUAUAAGGAAGCUUGGAAGCAAUCAAGGAAAAAUAACAAGCAUGAGGAAGACAAUCAGUUCAAGCCACCUGAUCUGAACAAGAACCAACAUGUCCCUGGCUUUAUCAUCAUCAAAGAAGCACCUCCAGAUGCAGCAUACAAACCAGAACCAAGCAGAAACAAAUUUGGGAUAAAACUCUUACUCUUUGAUAAAUUUUUAUGUGCUAACUUGUUUUGUUUUAUUGCAUCAGGAGUAAGGAGAGCUAACUGGAUCAGUGUUUCCUCUAUAUCCGAAUCUAACAGCAACAAUGCCUAUCUAAGAGGCUUUCAAGGUAAAACAGAUUUGAGGACAAAUCUUUUUGAAGAGGGAGGGGAUGAUGUGAUCAUGGGAAGCACCAAGGAACGGAAGCAUGAACCUGAACCUGAACCUGAAGAGCUUGUAGCUGAGGAUGCUACAUUGAAGAAUGCUUGGAAACAAGAAGAAUAUAUUGGUCUUGGCCGAAGCUUGAUCAUCCAAGACACCUUUACCAUCAUUCAAGCUACUCCACCUUCAAGCUGAUCAUCAUCUAGGCAAGUAGCUUGUGUGUGCUCUUUUCCUAACCUUUGGUUUUGUCCCACUGGGUUUUCCAAAGGAAGGUUUUUAACGAGGCCACAAGUCUACUUCUCCUAUAUCCUAGAUGAUUGAUCUUGGUCUGUCCACAUGAAGACCUUAUCUUAUUUUUAUAGCUAUGUUUUUAUGUUAUUUAGUUUUCGAAAACUUGGUCUUUGUUUAGUUUCCAAGGGAGCCUGUUCCCUUUAUUUUUAUUUCAAGUUUCGAGACCUUGUGCAUGUACAAGGCUUCUCCUUUAUAUUGUGGUCGUGGCCCUCUUGUAUUAUCAUCCAUCUUUUUAUCAAAAACCUUUGUUUUCUCUUUU
Messenger RNA from Raphanus sativus (radish), 3950 nucleotides. RefSeq lists its product as uncharacterized. The transcript is spliced from 2 exons. NCBI's taxonomy places the organism in Eukaryota, Viridiplantae, Streptophyta, Magnoliopsida, Brassicales, Brassicaceae. The coding region runs from base 1049 to 3595 and encodes 848 amino acids. The record is from RefSeq and is a predicted model, not a curated record.